AUGGCCAAGCUUUGUUCACAGUCAGCUUACGCAACCCAGAUGAAUAAUGUCAUGCCGACAUCACCUCUACUUCCACAACUGGCUCACCCACACUCUUUCCCAAGCAUGGGACAGAUUACAAAUCCAUAUGAACAGCAGCCCCCAGGAAAGGAGCUGAAUAAGUAUGCAUCCCUAAAAGCAGUAGCAGACAAAGGUAGCGACGAUUUCUACUCCAAACGGCGUCAUCUGGCCGAGCUGGCUGCGAAAGGGAGCUUACCUCUGCACCCGGUGCACGUGGAAGAGGACCGGCCCUACAUUUUGGAAGGGGGCACCAUGAAACAAAACGGACAGAAGUCCAAAGCCGCCAGGCCACAUAUGCACCCCUUGGCUUACAAGACCUGGGAUCCUAGCGACCAGUCCCUUCGGAGGCAAGCUUACGCCACCAAAGGGAGGAAUCUCAUGGGCGAUCCCGCCGCCAGAGACCCACUGACCACACGGAGUCAGCACUAUUUACCCACACAGCCAUAUUUCAUCACUAACAGCAAGACAGAAGUGACUGUUUGA
Protobothrops mucrosquamatus (brown spotted pit viper) is the source of this 543-nucleotide messenger RNA. RefSeq names its product protein shisa-9. Gene Ontology annotation, cellular component: dendritic spine membrane; postsynaptic membrane; postsynaptic density. Lineage: Eukaryota; Metazoa; Chordata; Lepidosauria; Squamata; Viperidae. Gene Ontology annotation, biological process: regulation of AMPA receptor activity; regulation of short-term neuronal synaptic plasticity. The coding region runs from base 1 to 543 and encodes 180 amino acids. The record is from RefSeq and is a predicted model, not a curated record. The transcript is spliced from 3 exons.